AGGGGUAUGUUUCACACAUCUCUCUCUCUCUCUGUGUAGCAUUGAAAGGUUGAGAUCUAUCAGCUUUGGUGAGGUUUGUGGGAAAGAUGGUGAGUCCCUUUAGGAUGAAGUUGCCAAGUUUUGUAAUGAUAUUAAUGAAUAUUGUGGUUGUGGGGAUUAGCAUGAGCAAAUCCUAUGGAGCAAUUAGCAAUGAUAUAGGGAAAAAGAUUGAAAGAAUAAACAAGAGGGGUCCAUACUUGGGUAUUGUGGUGCCAAACUCCUACGAGAUGAACCCUCUUCUCAACUCUUCCAGCUUUGUGGCCGAUGGCGAGUUUCCCUUCUUGGAUUUUUCAGGAAGAAGGUUUCGAUUUGGAGAGCUGGGAAAUCAAAAGGUUAUAGUUGCUAUGACAGGAUUGGGCAUGCUUAAUGCAGGAAUAACCACACAAUUACUGCUAAGUCUAUUCAAAGUGAAAGGCAUUGUGCAUUAUGGAAUUGCUGGAAAUGCAAACCCUGAUCUCCAGAUUGGAGAUGUGACUAUCCCCCAAUAUUGGGCUCAUACAGGUCUCUGGAAUUGGCAGAGGAAUGGAGAUGGGCCUAAUGAUGAGUUAGCCUUGGAACCUACUGGAGAUUACACUAGAAAUAUUGGUUACCUCAAAUUUUCUGAUUACAACAAUGCAACUGAAAAUGGGAAACCUAUAGAGAAUUUUCUGAACAAUGUUUGGUAUCAACCGGAAGAGAUCUUCCCCAUUUAUGGAACUCCAGAAGUUAGACAGCAUGCCUUCUGGGUUCCCGUGGACAAGGAUUACUUCAUAGCUGCAAAGAAACUCGAGGGCUUGAAGUUGGGGAGUUGUGUCAACACAACUUGUCUGCCAAGAACACCAAUGGUUGUGAGGGUAAAAAAUGGAGUUAGUGCUAAUGUUUUUGUGGACAAUGGUGCCUAUAGAUCUUUCUUGAAUACCAAAUUUAAUGUAACUGCAAUUGAUAUGGAGAGUGCUGCAAUUGCUUUGGUCUGUAUUCAACAGAAGACACCUUUUAUUGCAAUCAGGGCUCUGUCUGACUUGGCUGGUGGCGGGUCUGAUUUGUCAAAUGAAGGCGACAUCUUCUCUUCAUUGGCUGCUCAAAAUGCAGUUCAUGCUGUAGUUGAAUUCGUCACCCUAUAGUUUUCAUAGUUUUUUUUUUUUUUUUUUUUUCGUGAGAAUGUCACAUUCAAAACCUUCAUUCGUGUUCCAUUAAUAAUUGACUACAAUAAAGAAAUGUAGUCAACUUCUAAUAUAA
Juglans microcarpa x Juglans regia is the source of this 1254-nucleotide messenger RNA. RefSeq names its product bark storage protein A-like. NCBI's taxonomy places the organism in Eukaryota, Viridiplantae, Streptophyta, Magnoliopsida, Fagales, Juglandaceae. Gene Ontology annotation, biological process: nucleoside metabolic process. The record is from RefSeq and is a predicted model, not a curated record. The transcript has 5 exons. The coding region runs from base 87 to 1139 and encodes 350 amino acids. Gene Ontology annotation, molecular function: catalytic activity.